Messenger RNA from Cornus florida, 1465 nucleotides. RefSeq names its product homocysteine S-methyltransferase 2-like. Bases 96 to 1130 code for a protein of 344 amino acids. The record is from RefSeq and is a predicted model, not a curated record. Gene Ontology annotation, molecular function: zinc ion binding; S-adenosylmethionine-homocysteine S-methyltransferase activity. Gene Ontology annotation, biological process: S-methylmethionine cycle. The transcript is spliced from 7 exons. NCBI's taxonomy places the organism in Eukaryota, Viridiplantae, Streptophyta, Magnoliopsida, Cornales, Cornaceae.
AACACAACCCACGUACCCACCUCAAAGCACAGUGUUUGCUUGUCUAGCAAGAGGAGAAAACUCCUAACUUGGCCGAACUCGUUCCUUCUCUCGCAAUGGGACUCGGGAAUGUCGAAACAUCGUCGUCUUUGAUGGUAGAUUUCCUCCGUCAGUCUGGCGGAGUCGCCGUGAUCGACGGUGGCCUCGCGACGGAGCUCGAAAGUCUAGGAGCAGACCUCAACGACCCUCUCUGGAGCGCCAAAUGCCUCCUUACUUCGCCUCAUCUCGUUCGAAAGGUACACCUUGAUUAUCUUGAAGCUGGUGCGGAUAUAAUAAUCACAGCAUCUUAUCAGGCAACAAUUCAGGGGUUUGAGGCUAAAGGCUUUUCUCAAGAAAAAAGCGAAUCUUUGCUUAAAAGAAGUGUGGAAAUUGCCUGUGAGGCACGGGAUAUGUAUUAUGAAAGAUGUCUUGAAUGUUCCUGUGAUAGUACCGGUGAUGGUAAAAUUCUCAAAAAUCGUACCAUCUUAGUUGCAGCAUCUGUGGGGAGCUAUGGGGCUUAUUUAGCUGAUGGUUCUGAAUACAGUGGGGACUAUGGUGAUGCAAUGGAUCUCAAGUUUUUGAAGGAUUUUCAUCGGAGAAGGGUUCUGAUUCUAGCAGAAUCUGGUGCUGACCUAAUAGCAUUUGAAACAGUGCCAAACAAGCUAGAAGCUCAGGCUUAUGCACAGCUUCUUGAGGAAGAAGACAUAAAGAUUCCUGCAUGGUUUGCCUUCAACUCCAAGGAUGGUAUUAAUGUGGUCAGUGGUGAUUCUUUGCUUGAAUGUGCCGCAAUUGCAGAAUCAUGCAAGAAAGUUGUGGCUGUUGGAAUCAACUGCACCCCUCCUAGAUUUAUACAUGGUUUGAUUUUGUCUAUUAAGAAGGUGACAACUAAACCAAUACUUAUAUAUCCAAACAGUGGUGAGAGUUACGAUGCUGAUCGAAAGGAGUGGGUGCAAAAUACUGGGGUUUCAGAUGAUGAUUUUGUCUCUUACGUGAGUAAAUGGUGCGACUUGGGAGCAUCCCUUGUAGGAGGUUGCUGCAGAACCACUCCGAACACUAUCAAAGCCAUAUAUAGGACCCUUUCCAAUAGAUCCGCUGCCUUGUCUCUGGAAUAAUCACACUGAUAAAUGAAACUGAGGUCUUCAAUUAUCACUCCUACCCGGAUGCUGAUCAGAUUUGGUGAGGUUAAACUUCUAUUGUCGUUGCAAGUUGGGGGUGGAGAUCCUGGCCCAAGGUGUCACAUGGUUUGGUUGGAACCAGGUUCCUGUUUCAGUGGAGAUGAGGUUUAAUUGGAUGGGGUAAUUUUUUUAUUUUUUAAAAUUUUUUUUUUUGCUAAGCAGAGCUUAUGGGAGGCCAGGUGUAUUACUUUUGUCAGGUCAUUUUCGGGCGCUGUAAUGUUAGCAUGAUAAAUUAUACUCUUAUAUAAUUAUGUUCGAAAUUUAUUCAGGUA